This is a messenger RNA of Coffea arabica (coffee), 1198 nucleotides long. Its product is annotated as triphosphate tunnel metalloenzyme 3-like. Lineage: Eukaryota; Viridiplantae; Streptophyta; Magnoliopsida; Gentianales; Rubiaceae. The record is from RefSeq and is a predicted model, not a curated record.
AUUGGACGAUAGAGGAAAGACUCCCAGUCCUAGGAGAAUAGAAUAUUCAACGUACUUAAUUUUUUCUGCGCACCAAGCAUUUGAUUCCGGGAGAUUGGAACUUUUUCUGUAGGGCGAGAAACGCCACAUAUUCACAUAUCCAUCACCCAUAUCCCCCGCUGCUCCACCAGUCACCGUCCCAAUUCUUCCCCUACUUCACCACUAAAUCGACUUCUGUUACCAACCACCACCUCCAGCGCCGCCGAAUCAUAAUGGAAGUAGAAGUAAAGCUCCGUUUACCAGACUCAAACGCCCACCAACGCCUCUCCACUGUCCUUUCACCUUUCCACGUCAAAACCCACGUCCAAGAAAACAUUUUCUUUGACGGGCCUAACUCUGAGCUGGCCACCAACCUCGCCGCGCUCCGCCUUCGCUUCUACGACCUCGACUCCCAAUGCGUCCUUUCUCUCAAAGCAAAGCCAGUGAUGUCCAAUGGAAUCAGCCGCAUUCAGGAAGAUGAAGAGCCCCUCGACCCUGUCAUAGGCCGAGCUAGCGUGGCGGAGCCGUGGCGGCUGUUACUCAUGGCCGAUCAUUCUUCCGAAAUAAUGAAGAGAGUGAGAGAAGAAUAUGGAGUUGUUGGAGAUGAUAACAAGUGUUUGGUAUGUUUGGGAGGAUUUAGAAAUGUGAGAGCAGUGUAUGAAUGGAGUGGAUUAAAAUUGGAGCUUGAUGAAACAAAUUAUGAUUUUGGGACGUGUUAUGAGAUUGAAUGCGAGACUUCUGAACCUGAAAGAGCUAAGAAUUUGCUUGAGGAGCUGCUAAGGAGUAACGGGAUUGAGUAUUCUUAUUCAAAGGCUAACAAGUUCGCCAUUUUUCGGGCUGGAAAGUUGCCUCAGUGAGUGCCUAAAUUGUAACUAUGUAUUCUUCCAUUUUGAUAUAAGCCACUCUUCCGAUACUAUUAGUGUAGCUAAUGAUUAAUACUAAGCUUUAAAUUCUUUUUCUUUUUUUUUUUCGAUGACCAAAGUUUGAAGCUUUGGAUUAUUGCGGUUCUAGAGUAUAUUAAGGUUUAAAAAGCUCUGGAUUAGUUGCUAUAUCAGUUGAGCAAAUGGUAUCUCUCACUGAACAGUUUGGUCAAGUUAAACUUGCAUGCAUUUACUCAUAAUUCUUCCCUCUGGUUUAGUUAGCUGGGGCCGGAAGCAGCUCUCUGAUCUUAUACAGUUUG